Podarcis muralis (Common wall lizard) is the source of this 2262-nucleotide messenger RNA. It is a transcript of the gene CFAP157, whose product is annotated as cilia and flagella associated protein 157. The record is from RefSeq and is a predicted model, not a curated record. Gene Ontology annotation, cellular component: cilium; ciliary basal body. Gene Ontology annotation, biological process: sperm axoneme assembly. NCBI's taxonomy places the organism in Eukaryota, Metazoa, Chordata, Lepidosauria, Squamata, Lacertidae. Gene Ontology annotation, molecular function: microtubule binding.
AUUAAGUUCUUAACCCGAGGUACCACUGUAUUGCUUAAUUUUUCUGGUAGGGCUGUUUCCCAUACUAUCCCUUCUAAACGAAAGGAAACUGCUUGUGGUGUCUUUGAGGGAGGUUUCCUGGCCCUUUAAGCUUUCAUUCCAGAUGGGCACGCCCCCCCCUUCCCACUGUUGCUAUGUACAUCUCCUCCACCCUAGUGACAGCACAACCAUUCUGCCUCUGAAAGGGCCCUGGCGGCAUUCCCUUUCGACCUCGCCAUCCCUGAAUCUCCCGCUCUCAGCAAGAGAAAACCCCAGCAACACCAAUGGCGCCCAAGAAGAAAGGAGGAGGAGGAGGAGGGCGCAAGAAAGAAGAGGCUGCCAAGGAACCAGAGCUGGAUGAUGAUAUCGUACCUGAACACAGCCGGGAGUUUUACUUGAUUCAGAUCCGAGAUCUGGAGGGGCGACUAGCCCGGUACCAGAAGAAAUGGGACGAGAUGCAGGUGAGCGAGGAGAUCUUCCGCAAUGAAUACGAGAAGAUGCUCCAUGACAACAAGGAGAUUGUGUCCUUUCUGAAGAAGACGCUCAACCAGCGGGUGGAUGAGAUUGCAGAGUUGACGGAGCAGCUCCAGUUACUCCAGCAGGCCAAAGACACAGAGAAGGACGCCUUUGAGGCCCAGCUAGGCCAGCUGAGGCACGAGUUCCAGGAGACCAAGGAUCAGCUGACUUCUGAGAAUAUGAACCUCAGUGGCAAGCUGGCUGCCCUGGAGGAUUUUAGGAUCCACAAAGAUGAGAUCAUGUCGAAGUUUGCCGAACUCGAGGCACAACUGAAGAAGCAAGCAGAAGACCACAAGGAUUACAUCUAUAACCUGGAGAGGAAAGCUGUGAUUGAUAAAGAGAGGUUAAAGAAGGAGAUGAUGCACCGUGUGAAUACGGUGGCUGCUGAGUUCCGCAAGGUGGCCCACAGCCAGAUGGCAGAGACCACUAAGCGCACCAUCCGGGAGAAUGUCACCAUCAGCUUCCAGCUGACCAAGAUAACUGAGCAGAGCCUUCAGCUCCUCCAAGAGAACGAACGGCUCAAGGAGGCCCACUCAGAAGCUCUGAAGCAGCUGGAGCUGCUGGAGGAAAACGAGACAAAGAUGGCACAGAACAGCCUCAGCAACCAGAAGAUGAUCUGGAUGCUCACCAACAAGUGCAAGGAGCUGCAGGCGCAGGUGGAAGAGUACAUGCAGAUGAAGAAGGUCAUGACCCAAACACAGGAGACCAAUGAGGUGCUGGAGCAGCAGAACGUGGCGCUAAAAGAGGAGCUGACUCUGCAGAGGCAGGAGAUGCAACGGAAAAGCAGUGAAGAGGAAAGCCAAUCAAAGGCCCUUGAAGAGGAGCAUCAGCUGCGGCUGAAUGCUGAAAGAAUCCUCAGGCACACUGCCCAGGGCCUCAAGGAAGUGCUGCUGGAACGCCCAUCUGAUGAGGAUGAGGAUGGCCACUUUGACGUGAUGUUCCACUUAAGGCGCAAUGAUGUGCUGCAAGCCACCUUGAAUCUCCUGAACAGAAGCAUCGCACGCAUCGAGGCCAAUCAGCUUCUCCGGACUCUCUAUGUAGAGAGCAAGGUGUUCAAACCUACCAACUCAGAGGGCAGCAGCCUCUCUGCUAUCAAGCCUUCCCGCAUCAUGUCGCACAUGAAUGUUGCCAAUAUCUCAGGGACCCAUGCUGUCCACAGUAUGCCAUCUCUGCGCAACAUCUCCCAGGUCCGUGAGGAUACUGUCCGGCCGUACGCUAGUGCCACAGAGCCUUUAAUAGCAGCAUGGAGAACGGAGCUGAAAGAGGAAGGGACCAAACCACAAGAGAAAGCUGUCUGUAAGAAACUGGCUGCACAGCAACCAACUGAGGAAUAGUGAAUGGAGAAGAAGAAACCCUUUAUCCAGUAUUCUCAUUUUGCAUCAGCACCUAUCCCUCCAAGAGAUAAUGAUACUCGGGGUGGAAUUCUGAGGACUUUUAUAUCCCAAUAGGUCAGUGCAGAACUGCCUGAGGCAAGUUACAGAGCCACUGAGCUGUUGAGUCAGAAACGGAAACCAAACAAAGGAGGAGGCACAAGCGGCCCUCUAACCCAACCAUGUUCCGAGGCUGGGUGGAUUUCCUAGGGCAAGGCCACCACACUGCUCCCGCAUGACAACAGGUCUUUGCGAAGUGGGAUCCAGCUAGGAUAGGAGGCCUCCGGCCUUUCUGGUAGCUGAUAUAUGCUCCCACCUUCUUCUUCCUUUCUGAAUUAAAGUGGAAGACACACUUCAA